AUGUCCUUCAGAGGUGGUAGGGGCAACCUUGGUGGUUUCGGUCUGAAUAAUAAUGCAUUCUCCAAUAUCAGCGGGAAUAAUGGAGUGGAGGUUGAAAUAACUGGCUGGAAUGGCGCCUCUGCUCAAGAGUGUAUUAGUUUCAUCUCCCGAAAAUGCAAAAUCACAGUUACCAACUACACUGUUAACAAUGCAACUGGUGGAAUACGAGGCUUUGUUCGCUCUCCCAGCGAAGCGGACCAGCUAACGAGCUGGUCUGGUGUGAGGUUUGCGGGCGGCGUGUUGAAGAUAUUUAAGGUCAAUUCAAAUCAGCAACUGGGUUUUGGUGCACAAGGAGGACCAGACAACACUGUCCAGACGCUCAAAAUGUUCUUAAAGCUGAGAUAUAAUCCUGAACUCAAACUUUUGAAUUUGAGCGCUGUUCAACAAGACCCUACUCUUUCAGCAAAGGGGUUUUUCUCAUCCGUUUCGACUAAAUCGAAAGUCAUCACUGCAAUGAUAAAAGUGGCCUGUGAAAUGAAGUUAGACUUCACCAGCGCAGAUUUAUCCAAUAACGAUCUCACUGAUCUUACGACUGUCUCAGAUUUGGCUCGCGAGUUUCCUAAAUUGCAAAAUUUGGCCUUGCUGAAUAAUAGGUUGGCGCGAGUGAAGGUUUUUGAAGUUUGGAAAAAGAAGCUUGGCUACCUUAGAGAACUUAUUCUCGCAGGGAAUCCACUCCUCAACACCACCAAUCCUACUGAAGUUAAUUCUAUAAAAUCAGAGCUUCUUAAAGUGUUCCCUCGUCUAGUUAUUUUGGAUGGUGAGGUCUUGAGAAAUGAAGAAGCUCUUCGUAAAAAUCUAAGCCUACUGUUUGACCGUCCUCAAGCUAUGUUCUUCCAAGACGAUGAAACUAGAGCUCUUUCGACGAAUUUCAUCACAAAUUUCUAUAACCUAUGGGACAGCAAUCGCCAACAACUUAUGGUUCUAUAUCAAAACGAAUCACAGUUCUCAGUGCAGAUCGACAUGUCUCAUCCGAAAGCGUUUGAUUCGAAGGACUUGCCUGACUUUUCGUAUUACCUUCCUUUAUCAAGAAACUUGACUAAGAUGUCCUCUGCCAAAGUCAGAAUGGGUAAACUAGCUCACGGACAAGAACAAAUUUUUAAAUCGUUCACACAAAUACCCAAGACACAGCAUGAAUUAUUAACAAAGCCUGAUGAUUUCAGCAUGGAGUGCUACCGAUUACCGCAGAUGGGAGCUAUUAGUAUAACUUUGCAUGGGAGUUACAAAGAAGUUGCACCACCGGAAAAUUUGGAGCAAAUGAACAACAAUCAUGCAAGGAACAAAUAUCAACCCAAAAAGAAAGUGACCCUCGGUACCAAAGGAUUCGACAGAACUCUCAUUGUCAUACCCGGGCCAAAUAAUAGCAUGAUAGUGGCCAGUGAUCUUCUAUGUGUUCAUUCAGAUGUUGGGUCAGACGCUUUCAGGCCUGAACAGAUUACCCAAGCAUCUCCACAACCUCAAAACACGCCAUCGCCAGCUCCAGCCGUAGGAACAGCGGCAACACCAAGCCCUGGAGUUCCCAACACGAACACCCCCACCCCCCCUGGAGUCAACGUGCCCACAGCAGCGGACCUUCCUGCUCAAGUCAAGGCCAAUUUGAAUGUCAUGCAGCAGGAAUUACUUGUGAAAGUCCUCCUAGAGACAAAGCUCAACAUCGAGUACGGGGUGUUGCUUUGCCAACAAAGCAACUGGGACUACCAACAAUGCAUAUCAAACUUCAAAAUCUCGGCAUCUACUCUUCCGCCAGAUGCCUUUGCACGUUAA
This is a messenger RNA of Candidozyma auris, 1800 nucleotides long. RefSeq names its product Mex67p (gene MEX67). Bases 1 to 1800 code for a protein of 599 amino acids. Lineage: Eukaryota; Fungi; Ascomycota; Pichiomycetes; Serinales; Metschnikowiaceae. Gene Ontology annotation, biological process: poly(A)+ mRNA export from nucleus. Gene Ontology annotation, molecular function: RNA binding; protein binding. The record is from RefSeq and is a predicted model, not a curated record. Gene Ontology annotation, cellular component: nucleus. The transcript has a single exon.